Messenger RNA from Python bivittatus (Burmese python), 3925 nucleotides. RefSeq names its product toll like receptor 3 (gene TLR3). Gene Ontology annotation, biological process: toll-like receptor signaling pathway; immune response. Gene Ontology annotation, cellular component: plasma membrane. Gene Ontology annotation, molecular function: protein binding; transmembrane signaling receptor activity. Lineage: Eukaryota; Metazoa; Chordata; Lepidosauria; Squamata; Pythonidae. The record is from RefSeq and is a predicted model, not a curated record.
GGGCGCGCCGGGAAGUGAUCAAGACAGCCGGGUUUGGUUUCAAACUGGGUGACUUAUCUAGAGGGAAAACAACAGGCGAGAGUUUUUCUGCUUUUUUAAAAUUCUGUCUGUACGUGCCCGUUCAGCGCCCAGCCUUGGUGUUUUCUCCUGCUCUUCCAGGAAAAUGAGGAAGCUUCUGAUGUGCUGGACGUGCUUGCCUUUCAUCCUUUGGAUUGUCCAAAUUAAUUGUGGGUCAGUUCGGCAUGUCUGUAAAAUCACAGAUAAAAUGGCAGACUGUUCUCACUUAAAGCUGACUCAAAUUCCCUCCUAUCUCCCAGCUGAUAUAACAGCGUUGGAUAUUUCACAUAACCAGCUGAAAACACUGCCGCCUACAAACCUUACCAAGUACAAUCAGCUUGUUUAUUUAAAUGUGGGAUUCAAUUCCGUCUCUAAGCUGGAGAGACAACUGUGCCUCAGUUUACCUUUGUUAAAGAUAUUGAGGUUGGAACACAAUCAGUUGCACACAUUUCAUGGCGAUGUUUUUACUUCCUGUACCAAUCUGAGAGAACUUAAUUUGGGAUUCAACAUUCUGGAUGCAAAAAAUGAUCCUUUCAAAAAUCUGAAGAAUUUGACAUUCCUGGAUGUCUCUCAUAAUCAGCUACGUUCUACAAGAUUGGGGUCUCAGCAACAAUUGGAGAGUCUACAAGAGCUUGUGAUGUCUCAAAACCACAUUUCAGAAUUAAAGAAGGAAGAUCUAUACUUUCUUAGUAACUCUUCAUUAAAAAGAUUGGACCUCUCAUUAAACCCCCUGAAAGAGUUUCAGCCAGGCUGCUUCCAUGCUAUUGGAAAUCUAUAUGGCCUUGACCUGAACAACAUUCCAUUGGGACCUGAUGGCACAGAGAAACUUUGUUUGGAAUUAUCUGGCACAAAAAUACAGAGUCUUUCAAUGAGUAAAGUGCAACUUUCACGGAUUUCCAACUCGACCUUCAGUGGAAUGAGUAAAACAAACCUCACCAUCUUAAACCUAUCAAAUAAUUAUUUGUCUGUUAUUGAAAAUGUCUCUUUUAUAUAUUUUGCAAAUUUAAAAAAACUAAAUCUAAUGAAUAACAAUAUUACGAAACUGUUUUCUCAUUCCCUCUAUGGGCUUCACAGUCUGAACUAUUUGAACUUGGAAAAUUCACAUGUCAGAAUAAUUGAUUCUGCUUUCCAGUGGCUAACUCAUUUGAAUUACCUUAUUAUGGAUGGUAAUAAAUUUUUAGAGAUUACUCCUUAUACAUUUAAAGGUUUAGAAAAUUUGAAAAACUUGACUUUAAGUCAAUGCAAUAUAAGUUCAAUAACAAAUAUGACAUUUUCUUCACUUGCAAAUUCUUCGUUGCAGUUUCUCAGUCUAACAAAAGCUGGAAUCACUUCCAUCAAGCCCAAAGCUUUUUCUUGGCUAAGACAACUAAAAAUGCUUGAUUUAGGUUUAAAUAAUAUUAAGCAGAACCUUACAGGCCAGGAAUUUCAAGGUCUUAGUAAUAUUGAGAUUCUCUAUCUUUCAUAUAACUAUCAGUUAAAUUUGACUAGUGAAUCAUUCACCCUUAUUCCAAGCCUUCGAAAGCUGAGAAUGAGAAAGGUACGUUGCAGUAAUCUUGCAAUCACCCCCUCACCAUUUCGUAAAUUAAAGAAUUUGACAAUCCUGGAUAUGGGUAACAACAACAUUGCUAACAUAAAGGAUGGUAUAUUUGAUGGAUUGCAUCAGCUUGAAAUUCUUGACCUGCAGCACAAUAAUCUGGCUCGACUUUGGAAGCAUGACAACCCAGAUGGCCCUGUUCUCUUUCUCAAAGACCUUCCAAACCUCCGUCUACUGGAUUUAGAAUCGAAUGGCUUUGAUGAGAUUCCAAACAAGGCUUUCCAUGGCUUAUCUCAAUUGAGAAGCUUGAAUUUAGAUUCCAAUAACUUAAAUUUGCUUCCCAAAUUCCUUUUUGAUAAUCUGACAUCUCUGAGUUUUCUCUCCCUCCAGAAGAAUCUCAUCACAGCUGUUGAUGAAGAAGUGUUUGGUGCUGUUUUCAGACAUCUAAAAGAACUAAAUAUGGGUUCCAAUCCAUUUGACUGUACUUGUGACAGUAUAGCUUGGUUUGUUAAUUGGCUCAAUAGCAGCAAAAUAUAUAUCUCAGAUUUAAAUAAUUAUCAAUGCAAUACCCCACCCAAAUAUCACUUUAAUAUGGUAGCACAGUUUGAUACUUCCCUAUGUGAUAGUGUCCCCUUUAAGCUGGUAUACAUUUUGUGCACUACUUUUGUAUCAUUCCUCAUCUUUAUAGCCCUGCUUGUUCAUUUUGAAGGAUGGAGGAUUAAAUUUAUGUGGACUGUGGCUGUAAACAGAGUAUUAGGCCACAAAGAAAUAGAUAGACCACAACAGCAAUUUGAAUAUGAUGCCUACAUCAUUCAUGCCAAAAAGGACAAGAAUUGGGUAUCUAAGAACUUUAUUACUCUUGAAGAAAACAAUCAACCAGCCAUUCGAUUUUGUUUGGAGGAACGAGAUUUUGAAGCUGGAGUAUCUGAGUUUGAAGCCAUCAUCAAUAGCAUGCAAAGAAGCAGAAAGAUCAUAUUUAUUGUAACUGAACACCUCUUAAAAGAUCCCUGGUGUAAAAGGUUCAAAGUGUAUCAUGCUAUACAGCAAGCCAUUGAACAAAGUCGGGAUUCCAUUAUACUAAUUUUUCGACAUGACAUUCCUGAUUAUAAGUUAAAGAAUGCACUUUGUUUACGAAGAGCAAUGUUCAAAUCUCAUUGUAUCUUGGAGUGGCCCGUGCAGAAAGAACGUUUGAAUGCCUUUUACCAGCAGUUAAAGUCAGCACUUCAAUCCAGUAGUAGGAUAAUAUGAUUUCUUAGGAGGAUAAUUGUAGGCUUUUCUGGAGAUUUCAUUCAGUGGUUAAAAUACCAUCCCAAAAAUAUGAUAUUGAAAAAAAAAAUCAGUGUAAAACCAUUCUUCCAGGAUUUUUUUCUUGUAUCCAAAAUAGGUAAAACAUACAAAAAUGGUGAGCAGCAUUCAGGAGCAUCAAAUGUUCGCUAGAUAUGACAGUGAAAGUAUUUUGGAGAUGAGACCAGAAAUUAGGGAUACAUACUAAACAGAAAAUGUAUUUGGCUUUAAAUCCCAAGCUUGUCUCUCCCCUUCUCCUCCACAUGGCCCAUGUUCCAGCCUGUCCACCUAACUUCCCAGCACCUUCCCUUCACUACUUUCCUUACCCACUGCACGCUCGCUCCUCUCUCCCCUCUUCAGCUGCAUGCCAACCCAUUUUUCCUGGGCCUUAGCCGCAUGGCCUCACCCCCCUCUCUCUUCCUGGGCACCAUCCUGCCCACUGGUCUUCACACCUUCCUUUUCCUGUUCCCCCAUAGCCACCAUGGGAUGCUGCCAUCUUGCCUUUUUCUGACAGCUGAAAACUAGCUGUUCUGUACACAAAAAUUCAUGCGUAGAAUGUUUUGCACAUUCUCAAUACUUUGGUCUCUCUCCACUUUCUUACCUAGAAAUACGAGCUACAAGGUAAGAAUCCAGACUCCCUGCCUUUGCUGCUUAAUCUAAUGGGAAAAAAUAAAUGUUAAAAAGAAUAAAAUCCCAGUAUCUGUUACACGAGAAAACAUGGGCUUAAAAAAAAUGCAAUUGAUACAGCCAUGCCUAGGGUUGACCAUUUUAAGUAAAAUAUGAUAAUGCGUACUAGUAGGGAAGAGCAAAAUGUUCCUUGUCUGAAUUGUUCCAUGUAUGGAAAAGCUGCUUCUGGAUACCCUGUGCUGAACAAAACCAUGCAUUUUAGAUAUUCUGGUCAGUAAGAUGGUUCUGUUCCAGAUAUGGGUUGUUUCAGGCAGAGGUAAGUAAAUGGGAAAAAGCUAAGUUUAUAAGCAUUGGUAGCUGAAAGGAGAAAGGGAAGGGAAAAUGCUGGGAAAAUUGGCAGAUAAGAGAGCCAAUUUGGCAUAG